Molecule: messenger RNA, 7045 nt
Organism: Girardinichthys multiradiatus
Lineage: Eukaryota; Metazoa; Chordata; Actinopteri; Cyprinodontiformes; Goodeidae
Gene: vgf
Product: VGF nerve growth factor inducible
Exons: 2
Coding region: 1466-3592 (708 amino acids)
Molecular function (GO): neuropeptide hormone activity
Source: RefSeq, a predicted model, not a curated record
GUUAGUUUCCAACCAAAUGACAAGGAAAUGAAUUUAAAAAGAUAUUACAGAUACUUUUAGUGUCAUUUUGUUGUAAUAAAAUCCAUGCGGUUAUUCCAUUCCAAAACAGCGUAAAAAUCUGCAUUUGUUAUUAUUAUUAAUAGGGGUAUUAUUAUGAGGAACAUGCACAAGAGGAAAAGGAGAUAGUCCAAUGAGAGCAACAAACCCAUUGUUGAAUGGUAGCACAGAAGAGACUGGCAUUACAGUCAAUAGAAAAUAUAGGUGGAAAUGAAAAAUGAUUGGCUUUUGAGUACUGAAGGGGAGAUUAAGCGGGAGAAGGCAGUAUAGCUGGGUAAGAAGUUAAGCAGAUGAUUAACACAGAAAGAAACACGGAGUGAUCUAACAGGACACAAAAGGACUCUAACUACAGAGGUUAGUUAUUGUUAGAAUCAGAUCAUAAACCAACACACGAAGAAAAGAACAGGGAUGGAGCAAAGAAUCACAAAAUAAGAAGUAAACCACAUGUGGAAGGCAGGUAGUAAAAAAAACCAAGCCAAAUAACUCUCUUUCCUCUUCACAGUCCUCGAGUGCUUGUUCAGAAUGCAGAAUAAGAAGAAUUUAUCUGCAUUUCAUUUAGUGCAUUGGAAAAAUGCAUACAGAUUCCUUUUAGUGUAUUAGUUUUUGUAAUGCACUAAAAUGUACCACUAAAACUAUAGAUGAUGACAAAGUCUAGUUUUGAUUAGAUGUUUAGUUAGAUGUUUUAAUCGUUAUAAUUAGCAAUUCAGAACUUGCCAUCGGUACUGCACUAAGAGUUUAAAACCAACAAAUAAACUGGUAAAAAUUUGAUGAAAAAAUAAGAUUAAAGAUACGAUAAUAUAAAUGUUUCUGUAACAUUUCAGUUAUUGAAUUCUUCCAUAAAUACGAGGCAGAAGUUUAUGUAUAGAAAACAAAAAUUCGCAUUGCAUCACCUUACAUUAUAAAUAAUGUGCAAGAUAUAUGUUUGAUUACUAGAAGUGUGUAUCAGUGUGACAUACAACAUAAUUAUCUUGUAUUCCUUACCGCACAAUAAAGUUAAAGGGAGAAGGUGUACUAAUCUAACCCAGAAAUGUUAGUGAAGAUCACAAAACGUCUUGUCUUCGGCUGCUGCCGAAAAACUAUGAAUGAAAUGCAAGUUGAUGACGUCAAAAGGACCGCUUGACGCAUGCAUCACGUGGGCCGGGAAGGCGGAGAGAGCUAAGAGAGCUAAAUCCUCUGUCCAUAGUUCUGAAAACAGACAUUCCAGGAGAGGAUCCUCGAAAGGAUGCAUCAACAAAACAGUAGCGACAUAUAUAAACAAGUCGUCUGAAGCUGGGUGUGUGCAUGACCGCAGGGCUUGCAGCACCAGGCCUGAAGAGAAAACGGGAUCUUGAAUCCCCCAAGCUCCCUUUCACCUGCAAGUGCUUAAGGUCACUCUCUAAGCCCAGUUCAGGACCUGUUCUGUCAAGUCAUGACAAGAAACUGCCAUGUCUCGUAUGUUCUUACGAUCAUGGUCCUCUUUACAUCUUUGUCCUUCCUUCAACUUUCUACAUCCAACCCGGUUUCCACUAUCGAAGACUAUGUCAACCAACCCAGGGAGGUUCUUCCCAGGCUCCCAGUUUCUAAAAAUAUGGACGGAAUGCAGAGGAGAGGGCAAUUAGCCUCGAAAGACCAAAAUGAGGAAGAGGGGGAUCUCUUUAAAGAUGUUGAUCCUAAAAGAUUAGCAACUGUUUUAUUGGAGGCACUGAAUCACACAUAUGUGGAAAGAGAGAGGGAUAAAGAGAAGUACAACAACAUGAAAGAUAAGAUACAGGCUGAGAGAGAUAAAAAUGAAGAGAUAUACAGUGAGAGAGUGGCCAGAGAAAGAGAUGGGCAAAACGAGUUGGAGCUAUAUGUUGCUUCACAGGAAAAGGAGAGGGAAGAGGAGAAGAAAAAAACUUUGGAAGAGGAGGAAAGGAUAACUGAGAAGGUGACAAGCCAUACCACAAGUCAGAAGAUCCAAAUUAAAACAAAGCAGCAACCCAGCAGUUCUGAUGGAACAACAAAGAGUGGUGCUGCUAGCCAGCAGGUAUCAUCCAACCCUGAGCAAAGCAGCUAUGAAGAAGAGGAGCAGCUCAAUCCAGAGGAGCUCAAGAGUCUUGAGACCAUGAUGAAAGAGUUUCCACGCCUUAACAUUAAAAGAGAUGGUGUUUCAGAGCACAAGCAGAGAAACACAAGAGGUUAUAGCAGCUACAAUGACAUCAUUCCAGUACAUAAAGGAAGUAACCUUGCCUUGACCAAGAAAAAAUUAAAAUGGCAGGAAGAAACACAGAAAGCAAUAUACUUUCCAACUUUUACCACAGACAAUUCUGUAGAAGAAUUCGAGAACAGCAACUAUAUUAGCAAAACAACACAGCCCCCAUCUCCAACUGAACACGAGGAGGUGCAAGGUGAUGACACAGAGGAGGAAAAUGAAAUACUCAGCCCAGAGGAGGAGGAAGCUCAAGCCAAAGUGGAGCAGGAGGAGAUGAUGAGGCAAGCAGCAGAGGCACAAAAAGCCAAGAUGGAAGAGGAAAAACUGGCUGAUAUUGCCUCAGACAUGUUGCUGAGCUACAUGGUUAAACAAAAUAAAGGUGACAAAAAGCACAGUUUUUCUCUGUCGAAUGCUGCAGAGGAUAAGAGAUCUGAUGAGGAACAUGAGAUGACAGAGGAAGACGACAUCGAUCCUGAGACCAUUGACAAGUUGAUUGAGAUCUCCAGCAAGUUACACCUCCCUGCGGAUGAUGUUGUGGACAUAAUCACUGAUGUUGAGAAGAAGAAGAAGAAAGAUUUGCCAUCUGAGAUGGCAUCACUUUGGCAGUAUACUUCAUCUCCACUGCCUACUUCUCUUCAUUCCGGUUGGCAAGUUUCAACAAAUCAAAAUAGCCUUCCAGUCUCUAAGCAACUAUCUCCAGCCGUAAAGAUCCUUAAAACAUGGUUUCAAGAACAAAAUACACCAAAACCAGAUGUUUCCCAAAAGCAACUUUCUAAACCUUUGCUACCAUAUCUUUCACCAAAGCCUGAGAAGCUUUUUUCAGUGAAGCCAGAGCACUGGUCCAAAUUACCUAAGUCUGUUUGGACUGGCUACUCCUUGUAUCCCUACUCAUACCUUUCCUACCACCAGAGGAAACCCAUCUUGGAUUACUAUCCUUUCUAUUUUCCUCCUAUCCCAAGGUCUAAACCCCAUUACUACAUGUCUAAACCUGCUCUCACACUGAACAACUAUUUUGGUAAUUCUAUGGCAGAUCCAUACAUUUUCCCACCAAAAAGGCAUUAUCAAAGCUGGUUCCAGCCUCAGCUGAGGAAAUCACCUCUAAGCCUUCAACAUAAGUCUUUGUACUCCAGAUACUAUCCACGUCUUUACUCCCAGCCAUUUCAGCGAUUACCCACUUCCCAAGCCUGUUCCCCUCCUCAAAUUGCUCCUCAGAAAAAGCAGUUUUUAUUCUCUGCUCCGGAACCUCCAGCGAAAAACAACAAUAAUUGUCAUAAGAGUGCAAAGCAGCCAGACCGCAGUAUCCAUGACAAUGUGGGGAAAUACAUUCAGCAGAUUCUCAUGAACAGAACACAGAGGUUAGACUGAAAUGUAACAAAUAGUUGAGAGUAUAAGUCUGAAGUAUGGCUAAUUUGAACAUACAGCCAGAAAACUAUAUUUCUUUACGACGUUGUUUAGUGUUUGUUUAAUAUUUUUACCAUUUAUAUUUUUUUCCUGUUUCAAUUGGUCAAGAUGUAAGGAUCUUGCCAUGUUCUGGAUGGUGCUGAUUGGAGCAUAAUGAAUAUUGUGAUCACACUACAAAUCCAGAUUGACAACUUUCUUAAUAUUGGCAUUUGUGCCAUUAAAGGAGGAUGCUCAACCUUUCAAAUUGUAGUGGAGCCUUGUGUGGUGACCAUCUUAACCACAUUAAAAGGCUGAUGUUGAAGCUGUGACCUCUCAAUCUAAGACUCUUCUUUCAAAACUAAUAAGUUGUCUAAUGGAACUGGCUUUUUGUUUUGUUACAAACCAUAAACCUAUAGGAAAACACUAGACUAUUGCUGCAUUUAUCAAGCAUUUACUUCAGAAAAACAUGGUUUCACCUAAACCCCAGAUUUAUUGUGUGAAGAUUACAAGAUAUGACCAUGGCUUUAAAUAAGGUAAAACAACUUCUAAAGGACAAAAAUAACUGAAAAUGUUUUUUUGUUGUUGUUGUUGAUAAAAACCUAAACAAAGGCCAAAAACUUUAGCUUUUGCUUAAGAUGUUGUAGUGUUACUUUUAGCAGCAGUAAUUUGUGGUAACUAUCAUCUGUGUGACCUGAGGAGUUGAUAUAUCAUUGUUGGGAAGGAGUUUUAGCACUCCCUUUCUGUGUGAGUUCAUUGACAUGUGUGUGCCUUGGCCCCAGUAAUGCCUCCGCAUGGCAAACAGAAGAGUUAUUGGUCAACUUAGAAACAGCAAUUCCUCUGUCUUGGGUUGCUACAAAAAAAGUUAUCAAUCUCCCUACUGUGCUUGACAGUUGAUACAAGAUGUUUAAUAUGUUCGAUGUUCUCUCUAAAUGUAUGGAUGUCCAUCUGUAGUUUUCUUUGUCCAGUUAUCUUGUUCUUUUUUGAUUUAGAUGUCUUAUGGCUGUUUCAAACUAAAGAACAAUGCUGUUGAAUGUUCAAAUGCAGAUUUGAAAACCUAAGCAAUGCUGCAUCAUUUUUUAAAGAGAAGAGACUUAACCAUGGCAACCCAACAAACCAUAACUUGAGCCAAACUUGCUGAGAUAUGUCCAUUGCAUAACUAACUGGUUAGAUUCUACACACUGUUUCCAUAUAAUCUAAAACAUCUUAUACCUUAUCUUCUGAAAUGGACGCGUUGAAACACUGUCAUUUUGUUUUAUUUCUUUAUGAAUUGACCUGAAAAGGACAUUUUCAUGAUAUUCUCAUUAACAAAAUAUGUAUACAACAUUGCAGAGCACACAGUAUUUCAUACAGAGACCAACAAACAUCACAAAAUGGCUUGUACUCAUGAUGACUCAUCCUUUUACAUAUGUCAAAGUACAUUGUUGCUAUGGUGUCAAACCCUGGCAUGUGUCUGUGUGACAUUCUUAUACAACUGAUGCCUUCAGAGGAGGUUUCAGCUUGAAUACUUUAGCUGUAGCUGGUAUCAGCCUGGAUUGUGGUCAUUGUCAAAUAAGUCACAUAAUUAACUUUACACAAGAGACAACCAGUAGUUGCUUUUCAAUGACUCAUUACAGGGGCAUCAGACUUGCACAAAAUCUGUGGAUUUCUUGAGUAUUUGGCCCUGUACAUGGAAAAGACAUUAUGAUAAACCAUCAUAAAUGUGAAUCUUUUAUAGCAAAAGCUAUAGUAAGUAAAAGUAAGCUUUUAUUGAGUGAUUAAUGUCACCUAAAUUACCAAAUAGUAAAAACAUUUGAUCUUUUACAUGAUUUAAAUGUAAGUCUCAAUUUUUGAAGAAGGUAUGGUUAAAAUGGAUGUUUGGUUUGGUUGGUGUUGGUGUCUUCUUCUUCUUUUUCUUUUGAUUCUUCCCUUUCAGGGCUUAACACAGCAAGUCAUCUGUCUCCAUCUAAUCUUCUGCAUCUUCUUCUCUCAAACCGACUACCUUCCUGUCCUCUUUUACUCAAUCCAUAAAUCUCCUCUUUGGUCUUCUUCUAGGUAUCCUGCCUGGCAGUUUCAAUCUUAGCAUCCUUCUACCAAUGUACUCACUACUCCUCCACUUUACAUGUCUACACAAUCUUGUCAUGGCCUCCCCGCCUUUAUUUACAACACAUCUAACAUGAGCUGUCCCUCUGAUGUACAAAUUCCUGACCCUAUCCAUCAUUAUCACUCCCAAAGGGAACCUCAACAUCUUCAUUUCUGCUACUUCCAGCUCUGCCUCCUGUCUCUUCCUCAGUGCCACUGUCUCUAAACCAUACAACAUCGCUGGUCUUACCACUGUCUUGUACACCUUUCCUUUUAAAAUCCUCCACUUUCUUUACCUCUGUACCCUGUAACCUCAUGGCUCCAUUUGGGUCCCUCUCAUUCACACACGUUUUCUGUCUUCGUUCAGCUAACCUUUAUUCCUCUCCUUUCCAGGGCAAACCUCUGCUCUCUAGAUUUUCCUCCACCUGUUCCCUGUUCUCACCACAGAUCACAAUGCCAUCUGCAAACAUCUUACUCCAUGGAGAUUCCUCUCUAACCUCAUCUGUUAACCUGUCCCUCAUCACAGCAAACAAGAAGGGGCUCAGAUCCAAUCCUUGAUCUGGUCCCACUUCCACCUUGAACUCUUUCACACCUACAGCACACCUCAUGACUGACUUACAGCUCUCAUACAUGUCCUGCACCACUCUAAACAUACUUCUCUGCUAGUCCAGACUUCCUCAUUCAAUACCACAGCUCCUCUCUCAGCACCCUGUCAUAUCUCCCUCUGACCUUCUCUGUACUUCAUCUGUAAAUCUGUACAUCUUCAAAGCAAAUAUUGCAUCUGUAGUACUUUUUUCUUGGCAUGAAACCAUACUGCUGCUCACAGAUGCUCACUUCUAACCUCAGUCUAGCUUCCACUACUUUUUCCAUAACUUCAUUGUAUGACUCAUCAACUUAUUUCUCUGAAGUUGCCACAACUCUGCACAUCUCCCUUGUUCUUGGUGGCUAUUGGUGAUAAUUCUGAGAAUUUGUUUCCAAGCUAGAAGAAUUGUGAAGAGUAACGUAGAGGUUUUAUGUAUUUUUGAUAAUUUGUUGGUCUGUUGUGAAAGUAAGAUAGGGAAUGUUGGUGAAAAGGUCUGAGCUAAGACUGCACACAUUACAAAAAAGUGCAAAGUGUUUGCAUGUUUCUGUAUAAAUGCAUCUAAAAAGUGCAUCAAUUUAAAAAAAGUUAAAAAAAAAUCCUAAAGAAUAAAAAAACAAUAACUUCAGUACAAGAAAAAAAAACCAUGAGAUAUGUACAGGAGUGUUAAACUUUCUAACUGUACCUUGUUAUAAUCAUCGUAAUAAACGUGUAUUUGCUGAAUGUAAACAUACACAUGUUCAUGACUACUUUUGCUACACAUGAAAAAAUGAAUAAAGUCCAUUAUUUUGUUACAAUGA